Molecule: messenger RNA, 3767 nt
Organism: Felis catus (domestic cat)
Lineage: Eukaryota; Metazoa; Chordata; Mammalia; Carnivora; Felidae
Gene: GCKR
Product: glucokinase regulator
Biological process (GO): response to fructose; carbohydrate derivative metabolic process; glucose homeostasis
Cellular component (GO): mitochondrion; nucleoplasm; cytosol
Molecular function (GO): carbohydrate binding; fructose-6-phosphate binding; enzyme binding
Source: RefSeq, a predicted model, not a curated record
AUGCUGGGCACAAAACGGUUUCAACAUGUGGUUGAGACCCCAGAGUCUGGCAAGUUGGAGUUGUCUGGGUAUGAGGCAGCCCUGCCAAUCACAGAGAAGUCAAACCCACUGACCCAGGACCUGGACAGAGCAGAUGCUGAACAAAUUGUUCGAUUGCUGGGGCAAUGUGAUGCUGAGAUCUUCCAGGAGAAGGGGCAAGUCAUGCCCAUGUACCAGCGACUGUAUAGUGAAUCAGUUCUGACCACCAUGGUACAAGUGGCUGGAAAAGUUCAGGAAGUGCUGAAGGAGCCUGGGGGGGGGGGGCUGCUGGUGUUGAGUGGAGGGGGCAUCUCUGGCAGGAUGGCAUUCUUCAUGUCGGUGAGUAAAGGUUUAGGACAGAAACCUCUUUAUACCUACCUCAUUGCAGGAGGUGACAGGUCUGUGGUGACAUCUAGGGAAGGGACAGAAGAUAGUGCUCUGCACAGGAUUGAGGAACUAAAGAAGGUGGCUGCUGAGAAGAAGAGGGUGAUUGUCACUGGCAUUUCGGUGAGACUCUUUGCUCCCUUUGUGGCAGGCCAGAUGGACUACUGCAUGGAUAACCCAACCAUCUUCUUGCCAGUCCUGGUCAGUUUCAACCCCGUGAACAUGGCCAGAAAUGACCCCAUUGAAGACUGGCGUUCGACAUUCUGACAAGUAGCAGAACGGAUGCAGAAACUGCAAGAGAAACAGGAAGCUUUUGUGCUCAAUCCUGCAAUUGGGCCCCCGGGCCUCAGUGGCUCAUCCUGGAUGAAAGGUAGAAACGCUACCAAGAUCCUGUUGGAAACCCUGUUACUGGCAGCGCACAAGACUGUGGACCGGGGGGCAUUCCUUUCUCCCAGAUGCCUUCUGGAAAUCCUGCGGACAUUUGAGCGGGCUCAUCAGGUGACCUAUAGCCAAAGCCCUAAGAGCGCCACCCUGAUGAAGCAAGCCAGCACCAGCCUGGAGAAAAAAGGCUGAGUGUACAUGGUUGGUUGGCAGACCCUUGGCAUCAUUGCCAUCAUGGAUGGAGUGGAGUGCAUCCACACCUUUGGUGCUGAUUUCCGAGAUGUCCGUGGCUUUCUCAUUGGUGAUCACAGUGAUAUGUUUAACCAGAAGGCUGAGCUCAUCAACCAGGGUCCCCAGUUCUCCUUCUCCCAGGAGGACUUCCUGACUUCCAUCUUGCCAUCCCUCACAGAAAUUGACACUGUGGUCUUCAUUUUUACCCUGGAUGACAAUCUCAUGGAGGUGCAGACGCUGGUGGAGCAGGUGAAAGAGAAGAACAUCCAGGCCUUGGCACAUAGCACUGUGGGGCAGUCCCUGCCGACCCCUCUGAAGAAACUCUUCCCCUCCAUCAUCAGUAUCAUGUGGCCACUGCCUUUCUUCGAAUAUGAAGGGCACUUUAUCCAGGUAUGGAGCAUGAGAAAGUAUUAUCUAUAGAAAAGAACUCAGAGGAGGAGGGAUUCCAGAAAUUAGAAAACUCAAGGCUAGUGGGUAGAAAGCUUUGUUGGGCUUCCACAAAGCCAGCUGGGCAAGUUCUUGGGCUACCAGGUCACUGGUCAGAGUUUCCAAGGCAGUGGCUCAGUUUUCUCCAGAAAUAUGCAAAAAAGAAAAAUGCAAAAAAGGCCAGACCACCAAUCACUUGACAGGUACUCAUUGGUCCUUUGUUACAGGUUCACUGUCAAUACCAUAGUCCUCCUCACUAUACAAAAGUCUUUAUGGUAUAGGUUUGCAAGUUUACUAUGCUGAAUUCACUGCAGGCAAUAUUACACUGAUACGGAUCCUGUUUACCAGUAAAAUUAUAAUCUGGUACACCCAUGAUGAUAACCACAGAAAUAAUAAUCACCCUGGGUGCACUUUGCAGUUUAGAGUUUGAAGUGGACAUCAGGACAUCUGGGUGUCAGUUCAGCUGUGCUUUGUAGCCCAAGAAAGAAAGCAGUUUUAUGUCUCUGGCCCUCAGUUUUCUCACUCAACACCUGUUUACCAUCCACAGGGCCCAACGAGGGCCCUGCAGGUUUGCCCUAGAGAGCCAUGGUCUCAUCCAUUAUUCAGAUCACCUCCUCCAGGAAGUUUCCUAACUCGAGCAGACAACAGCUGGAAUGUUGCCUUACCUGUACUCAGAGCUCACCAGAAGCCCUUCUCCCCCUGAGCAAGGGGAUCCAUGCUCCUUCCAACAUGUAUCUUUAUCUUCCCUUCCAAAUGCUCUUCAUUCGUCACAUCUUUACUUUUUGGCAUACCUUCCACAUUCAUUGUCUCCUUUGAGAUCUCACAUCUUCUAGGAAGUCUUCUCUGAUUAAACCCACAUUGUCUAGGCUCCUCCUUUAUGUGAUAUACCUCUCCACACUUACAGGGUUUAUUAUACAGUCAUCAUACCUAAUACACAUGUAGGCCUCUGCACUUUGCAAGGUAUUUCAUUUAUAAUAUCAGUUCUUAUAACAGUCUCCUAAAGGAUGUAUGUUUAAUGUCCCCCAUAUCUCAAAUAAGGAAGUUGAAACUAAGAGAUUAAGGGAUUAUAAUCAUGGCCACACAACUAAAGCAGGAGUCAGGACUGGAACCCCAGCCUUGUGACUCUAAGCCCGUGGUUGAUUUCGCUGUACAAUAUACACUUUGGCCAUACCUGUGAGUUGAGCCAGAUUCUUUUAUUAUUCAUUCAACAAAUAUUUUUUAUACACAUAUACAUGCCAGGUACUAUUCCAGGGUUAGGGGAUACAGUAGAGAGUGUUAACCUGUGAUCUUUUGAAAGAUAUCUGUAUUUUUAAAGAAAAUUGUAAUUAUAAUAGCAAUAUUUUCAUCGUAAAAACUUUAGAAAAUACAGAAAUCAAAAGAAGGAAAAAAGUAUCCAUAACAGCCUUCUUCCCAAAAACCACUUAGACAAAUUAUGGAGAAUGUCCCUCUAGACUUUUUAUGCAAAUGUAAGUAUAUUUAUACAAAAAUAGGACCAUAUUAGACAUGGUGUUUUUAACUUGCUUCUCUUCAUUGAAAAUUAUGAGCACCUUUCUGCACAAUUAUAUCCACAUCAUCGUUUUUAAUGUUAAUGUAGUAUCCUGCUGUAUGGAUGUACCAUAAUUUGUUCACUUUUCCCUCCAUUGUUAGACAUUGUAGAUAGUUUCGAUAUCAUGGCUUUAAUCAAAAUACAGCACUGAACAUCCUUCUACCUGUAUUUGACUGUUUCAUGAGGAUAAGCCCUGGGAUGAACCUCAAAAGUGGAAUCACUGGGCCAAAAGGUGUGUAAAAUGUUAAGGCUUUUUUUUUAAUUAAAAUUUUUUUAAUGUUCAUUUUUUGAGAGAGAGAGAGAGCACAAGCAGGGGAGGGGUGGAGAGAGAGGGAAACAGAAUCUGAAGCAGACACCAGGCACUGACCUGUCAGCACAGGGCCUGACCCCAGGCUUGACUCGGGGCUCCAUGGGACUCGAGCUCUUGGACCUCCUCAAGAUCAUGACCUGAGCCAGGGUCAGAUGCAUAACCGACUGAGCCACCCAAGUGUUCCAAGGCUUUUGGAUACAGGUUGUCAAAGUGAUCUAAAAGGUUUGUAAACAAAGUAGAAAAUUGCUUGUUCCCCCAUACCCUUUGAAUAUUGGGUAGCAUUGUUCUUUUUAAUCUUCACUAAUCAGCAAAGAAAGCGAAACAGAACAAAAAGCACUCAGUGUUGUUUUAAUUCAUAUUCCUUUGAUGACUAUGGAAAAGUGUGUGAUGGGCAUUGAAGAGGGCACUUGUUGGGAUGAGCACUGGGUGUUGUAUGUAAGCCAAUUUGACAAUAAAUUAUAUUAAAAAAAA